Molecule: messenger RNA, 1464 nt
Organism: Anopheles cruzii
Lineage: Eukaryota; Metazoa; Arthropoda; Insecta; Diptera; Culicidae
Gene: Ccdc114
Product: coiled-coil domain-containing protein 63
Exons: 4
Coding region: 1-1464 (487 amino acids)
Source: RefSeq, a predicted model, not a curated record
AUGUCUAGCCAACCGAAGAUGGCGUCGGAGAUCGGGGCCGCCGAACAGUACGAGAUGGACCAGCUGGCCGAGGCGGAGAUUUCCCGGCUCCAGAAGCUGCUCCGCACGCUGCUCAACGAGCGGUCCAUCUUUCUCGAGGGGAAAUCGAAAGCGUUGCGCAAGUUCGAGCAAAACCUCCGGGUGCUGGAGAAGGAAAAGCAACAGCUCCAGCUGCAGCUCAACUGCGAGGAGAACGGAACCCACUCGAAGCGCGAACUGGAACUGGAGUCGGUGCUGGAGCAGGCGUACGAGCGGCAGGAUGCAGCGCAGCAUACGCUGAAGACGAAGAAGGACAGCCUGUGGGAGCUGGAGGGACACAUCAAAAAGAUACAUCGCGAGAUCGCCGAGAUACGUAACAACGAGGUGACGGACAACCUGUACAACGAGACGAUAGCCAAGGCCCAGCAGUCGGUCAAGAAGCUCGAGAAUCGGCUCGAUGUGGUGAACAAGCGGUCCGGCUCGGUGAGCGCUGAGAACGCCCAGCUACGCCAGACAAUCGAUCACAUGCUGACGGAGCGGGCGACAUUCAACAUCAUGUGGGAGAAGCUGGUCAAUCGGCUGAACGAAGGCAAACGGUUCAUGAUUGAUCUGAUCGAACAGGCCACGUCGGCGUACGACACGCGCGAGGAACUGUGCACCAAGUUGCAGAUCCUGAAGGACAAGGGCCAGAGCGAUAAGCUGGCACACAUCCAAGAGAUGCGCGAACUUCAGCGGAAACUGGACCAUGACGCGAAACUGCAGGAGUUCCUCGGCAUAAAGGGGCAGCGGCGGGCCAAUGCCGAGCUGGAGGAGCGCGAAGCGCAGAAGCGCAAGAAGAUGCUGGAACACCUUGAGAAGCAGUACCAGGAGUACGAGCAAAUCAUGACGCGCAUCAUGAACUUCUCCGGCGAAGACGACAUCGAUCGGCUGGUGGCCAAGUUUAUCAAAAAGGAAGAGGAAAACUUUGCCCUCUUUAACUACGUCAACGAGCUGAGCCACGAGGUGGAAACGCUCACCGAAAGUGUUCAACAGUUGCAGGACAACAUUACUGAACAAAUAGCGAUCAAUGAGUCGAAAGAACAUUCCCAGGACGAUAACAUUGACGCGCUGCGACUGGCCGAGCAGCAGUGCAAGGAGUCGGCUGACGCGGCACUGGAGAUCAAACAAAAGUGGGACAUUAAGUUGGACGAACUGUUGCGAAUGGCGGAAAGAAUAUACAAACUGCUGAUGUGUGACGAAGCCCCAAUACUGAACCUGCUGAACAACGAGCGCCGUGUAACGCUGAACAAUGCCAAGCUGUUCCUUGGCAUCAUCGAGCGGCGAGUGCUGGGCAUCAUCAGCAACGUCACUUACAUCGAGCCGACAACCAAGAUCCUCGGUAAGAAGGAUCGCGUACCCAACUUUAACGUGAAGGAGUCGGCCAAAGUCCGAAUGGAGAGGAACUAG